Messenger RNA from Chaetomium fimeti, 1700 nucleotides. Its product is annotated as N2227-like protein-domain-containing protein. The coding region runs from base 429 to 1679 and encodes 416 amino acids. The transcript has 2 exons. The record is from RefSeq and is a predicted model, not a curated record. Gene Ontology annotation, molecular function: S-adenosylmethionine-dependent methyltransferase activity. Lineage: Eukaryota; Fungi; Ascomycota; Sordariomycetes; Sordariales; Chaetomiaceae.
GCCUUGACUCGAGCAAUUCGUUUUAUCUAUCUUGCUGAGAGGACUAAAUAGUCAAACCGGCCAAGCGUCAUAACUCGAAACAUGGUUUAAGUUCUUAGUUUCCCUCGCUUGGCUGUAGUCAAAUGUCGCCUGCACAAAUUUCGUGCACAACCUGAAUCGCAUUUCCGCCACCAGCAGGAACCCGGACUUUGUUUGGUAUGGCCCAAUAUCGGCGAAGCGACGGGACGGAGCAUCCAUCGAAACGGUUCCGAAUCUUCUGAACGGGCCGAGUUCGGGUUUUGGUCAGCACCGGGGAUGGAGGAAGGUGCCACUGCAGCCGUCAUUCUUCGCUCCGAGGCAAGCAUCCGCCGGUUUCCGGCUCCGCUCUUUCCGUCAACUUCCUCCUUCGAACACGCCCGGUCCCAUUUUCUUCCUUUAACACUACGCGAAUGAAAACGGAAAUGGAGGAAGACACGCCGUGGGACGGCAUCGAAAACGGAAUCGAUGAUCCGGAGGAGCUUCAGGUCAUCUACCGCACGCUCGACUCUUAUCAGCAGUAUGCUAAGACAUCCCACUUCCAAUGUACGCACCUGCGCAGACAAGCCUUCUACGCACUGCCGCAAGCCCACUGGCAGAGGCUCGCGGCCCCUCCAUUCAACUAUCUGGACACUUUGGACAAGAUAGAUGACGCCAUCGAAUCCAACGCCGAGCUCGCCCGCACCAUUUUCAAGAGGGGACUGGAGAUGUUCCACGUCGGUGUUCCCUCCGAGACGGGUGACCUGAAGCUGCCUUCGGAAUGGAAUGGCUCAGCCAAGCCGGGUGACAUCGACAAGGCCCGCAGCACGAUUCGCCAGUUUUACCGUGACUGGUCCGCCGAGGGCGCCGGCGAACGGGAAGCCUGCUUUGGACCCGUCCUGCGCGCCAUCGCUGCCGAGCAAAGCGCGAGGGGAGCGGAUCAUCCCCCGCUCAAGAUCCUCGUUCCCGGUGCAGGUCUCGGCCGGUUCGUUUUCGAGUUGUGCCGGAGCGGAUACGAAGCCGAGGGCAACGAGAUCUCGUACCACCAGCUGCUGGCUUCCUCGUACAUACUCAACUGUUGCCAGCGCGCCGGUCAGCAUACGAUUUUCCCCUGGAUCCACACAUUUUCAAACCAUAGAUCCAGGGCCAACCACCUGCGCAGUUACCCCAUCCCGGAUCUGCACUGUGCCACGGAGCUCGCGGAGACAGAGCAGGCGAAACGCGUUGGUUCUAUGAGCAUGAGCGCCGCCGACUUCUUAUGUCUCUACGCCGAAGAGGACAGAGCGGCGGCAUAUGAUGUGGUUGCCACGGUCUUCUUCCUAGACACGGCGCCCAACCUCAUACGGUACCUGGAAACCAUAUUCCACUGUCUCAAGCCAGGCGGCGUCUUGGUCAACAUUGGCCCUCUGUUAUGGCAUUUCGAAGGCCGUGUGUGGGAUCGGGACGAGCACGAGGACGGCGACGCCGAAUCCAGCCACGACACGUCUGGGAUAGCGGACCCGGGUAACUUUGAAUUGACAGACGAGGAGGUGAUGGCGCUGGUGGCCGACGUCGGGUUCGAGAUCGUGUCGCGGGAGACGGGCAUUGAGGCGCCGUACAUCGUCGACAAGGAGUCGAUGUUGCAAACGACGUACAAGGCAAGCGCAUGGAUGGCUCGGAAGCCGGCGACGGCAUCGACAGUUUAAGUAUAAUGUGUAGUUACGGCC